GACGGCAACUUCAGGGAAGACGUCUGGGCAACCUACGACUUAGACAAGUAUGCGGCCCUCUGCAACAUGGCGGUGAGCAAGCUCUACUUCUCUUGCGGGAUCGUCUUCCUCUGGACAGCCCGGAUGAUAUCCGAGGUGAAGUCGUCCUUUCACCUGAUAAGUGACCUCUACAAUGUACCGCAGCUUCCUGCGUCUGCAACAGCGAGGGAUAUGGUGUACCAGGUCCUGAACGAGGAGACCAACGAAGUUGAAUGUUUUGAGAUCCUAGCCAUGAAUCGCAUGGUGCGGAUUCUGCUAACUCUUUUGGUCGCGUUGCCAAAGGUUGCCGUGGCCUUCAUCCUGAUGUUCAUCGGAUGUCGGUGGCUUGCUGCCACCCAGUCCUUCGCGGAUUUAAUCCUCAAUGCGUUGGCUUUGGAGUUCGUAAUUGGAAUUGACGAGCUCAUGUUCGAAGCGUUCACGCCUGCCCACAUAGGCCGGUUUAUAGAGCAGACAAAGAUCGCCCAUCCGAAGCAGGCUACAGCCGAGGGCUUCGAGCACGAGUCCACCACAUCUCUCGUGCUGAACGCGCUCGCGAUCGUCCUGAAUUUGGGAUGGUCAUAUAUGUAUUUGAACAAUUGGCAGCAGGUCCUUCCAAACUUUCCUCAUGAUAUUCGUGAGCAUUGUAGAGACAG
Messenger RNA from Symbiodinium pilosum, 671 nucleotides. NCBI's taxonomy places the organism in Eukaryota, Dinophyceae, Suessiales, Symbiodiniaceae. The record is from the annotation of a GenBank genome assembly.